Molecule: messenger RNA, 558 nt
Organism: Corticium candelabrum
Lineage: Eukaryota; Metazoa; Porifera; Homoscleromorpha; Homosclerophorida; Plakinidae
Product: small lysine-rich protein 1-like
Exons: 2
Coding region: 134-412 (92 amino acids)
Source: RefSeq, a predicted model, not a curated record
GCAAUUGUUGUAGAAACGAGGCAGGAAACUGGCUGUUCUUGUUCUACCAUCAUUUCGAGACUCUCUCUCUUUAUUCUUUUAGCAAGGAUCAGAACGGAUAUGCUAGAGCUGCUACUCGCGGGAAUCAGACCUGAUGACUGAAGACAAGAAACCUAAGAAAGCUGGAGGAAAGAAGAAAGCAGCUGGUGGUAAGAAGAAAGGUGGCAAGAGGAAAGGCGGAAAGAAGAAGAAGGGAUCAUCAAAGAAGAACGCCAGCAAAGAGCCCAAGAAACCCGUUGAUCCAAUGGGUUCGGGAGCAAUGAAAAAUGCCUACUACAUAUGCCAUUCGGCUGUAGACUUCUUAGAAAAGAGAGGAUUCGGUUGGCCAGAGAAGCCAAAGACGAAGAAGAAAAGAAAGAAGAAAAAGAAGUAGAGAGUGAGAUGCAUGUGAAUGGUAGCAAGUAGUGUAGUAGAAAUCUUGCCAUAUGGAUAUAGCUCACUCCUGUCAACACUUUUGUAUCCGAUUUGUAUACCAAUCUAAGAUUAAUUAAAUUAUUAAUAUAUUUUUGGUAUGUGUAG